Messenger RNA from Talaromyces atroroseus, 1503 nucleotides. RefSeq lists its product as hypothetical. The record is from RefSeq and is a predicted model, not a curated record. The transcript is spliced from 3 exons. Bases 1 to 1503 code for a protein of 500 amino acids. Lineage: Eukaryota; Fungi; Ascomycota; Eurotiomycetes; Eurotiales; Trichocomaceae.
AUGGAGGAUAACACCGCUGUCGGUACCGUCGCUGCCGACGUCUUUCCCGAGAAGGGAGCUGUCGACCCCGUCAUCGAUGAGUCCUGGACUCCAGACCAGCUUCCUAAGGGAUGGAUGUACAAACGCCACGGCAAGCUUCCCUGGUAUGCCUCACCUUCGGUCCAGCUUGGUCUCGUCGCUUUCGUGUGUUUCCUCUGCCCGGGUAUGUUCAAUGCCUUAAGUGGUCUCGGUGGAGGUGGUAAGACCAGCACUCAUACCGCCGAUCAAAUGAACAUCGCGCUCAACUCGACGUUUGCUGUUGUCGGUCUCUUGGCCGGUAGUGUUGUCAACCGUCUGGGUGUGCGUGUCUCGAUCGCUUUCGGUGGUCUCGGCUACUGUAUCUACGCUGGUUCCUUGCUCGCUUCCGUUCACCACAAUGUUCCCGGCUUUAACAUCUUUGCCGGUGUCUUCCUCGGUCUCUGUGCCGGUAUUCUGUGGGCCGCACAGGGUGUCAUCAUGGUCUCUUACCCAACCGAAGCCCAGAAGGGUCGCUACUGGGCUUGGUUUUGGGGUAUCUUCAACAUUGGUGGUUGCAUGGGUAGUUUGAUUCCCUUGGGCCAAAACAUCCACGUCAAGGUCGCUGCCACCGUCAGCGAUGGAACCUACAUCGCCUUUAUUGUGCUGAUGGUUGCCGGUGCUGCGCUAGCACUUACUCUCGUCGAUGCCGACAAGAUCAUUCGCUCCGACGGCACUAGGGUCGUGCUGAUGAAGAACCCCAGCUGGAAGUCGGAGUUGUUGGGUUUGUAUACCUGCAUCAGAUCCGAGCCCUAUAUUCUGCUGUUGUUCCCCAUGUUCUGGUCUUCCAACUGGUUCUACACCUACCAGGAGAACGCCAUCAACGCCGCUUAUUUUGACACCCGCACUCGCGCCUUGAACGACUUCCUCUACUGGUUCGCUCAAAUCUGCGCCGCCAGUGUCAUUGGCCCGCUGCUUGACAAUAACAAGUUCCGCCGUACCACCCGUGCCCGUAUCAUGCUUGUAACCCUCGUCGUCUUGACUGCUGCCAUAUAUGGCGGUGGCUAUGCUUGGCAAGAGAAGUAUACUCGUGCUGAUGUAGCCGCUGACUCGGGCUUCGUUGCGUGGGAUUGGACCCACAAGGGAUUCGUUGGACCCAUGUUUCUUUACUUCUUUUACGGUGCCUUUGAUGCCGUCUGGCAGGGCUGCGUCUACUGGACCAUGGGCGCUCUUUCCAACUCCGGUCGUCGUGCCGCCAACUACGUUGGUUUCUACAAGGGUUUCCAAUCUGCUGGCGCUGCCGUCAUGUGGUCCUUGGACAACAAUGAGAUGUCCUACGUCAACGAGUGGGCUACCAACAUCGGUCUGUUGCUCGGAUCCCUGCUCGUCGCUGCCCCUCUUAUCCUCUUCCGUAUCAAGGAUCACGUCCAACUAGAAGAAGAUCUUAAGGAUGUUGACGAGAGUGUCGAAGAUGUCGUCCCUACCGUUCCUACAACGGAGAAGGCCUAG